Morus notabilis is the source of this 1475-nucleotide messenger RNA. Its product is annotated as transmembrane protein 53. NCBI's taxonomy places the organism in Eukaryota, Viridiplantae, Streptophyta, Magnoliopsida, Rosales, Moraceae. The record is from RefSeq and is a predicted model, not a curated record. Bases 6 to 1229 code for a protein of 407 amino acids. The transcript has 4 exons.
CAAUAAUGUUUCUCGAGGUCCACUCUCAACACACUUCCGCCAUGGAAGCUCCUGUGAGAAUAUUCUCCAACACGACAGUACUCAGCCUCAACCGCCGCCUAUUCGCCAAAACGACGCCGUCCUCCGUCGUUUUCCCUCGCAAGCUUCAGCGGCCGCCGAAACCCCCAAUCUCUCGCGCCUCAUUCUCUCCCCUCUGUCGUUCACCGGCAUUCCCUCCUUCGUACCCAAACCCUUUCAAACACUGCCUUCCGUUCUCGUCGCUAAACCCAAGAAACCACUCCAAUUCGCCGAUUUCGCCCUCGAACGACGCCGUCUUGAACUGGAGCCGAGCGUCGCCGGCGGUCGCCGCGAAUGGAGGCGACGGUUUCGGGAUCGGUGACCACCGUGAGGUGACGGUGGUUCUCCUCGGGUGGCUGGGGGCGAAGACGAAGCACCUGAAGAGGUACGUCGAGUGGUACAACUCCAGGGGGUUUCACGCGGUGACGUUCGUGAGCGAUGUUGGAGAGAUUCUGUGGUUCGAUUUGGGUCGGAGAGUGGAGAAGAGGGUAUCGGCGCUGGCCGGCGAGCUUAUUUCGUGGCUUUCCGUGGGUGGAUCGGACGGUAGAGAACGUUGCUUGGUGUUUCAUACUUUUAGCAAUACGGGUUGGUUUGUAUAUGGAGCCAUUCUUGAAAUUGUGCAGGGUCGGCAGGAUCUGCUAGAGAAGAUUAAGGGGUGUGUUUUUGAUUCAGGAGCAGCAGAACCAUUCAAUCCUCAGGUCUGGGCUGCAGGAUUUUCCGCUGCAAUUCUAAAGAAACGAAACUCAGCAGCUUCCUCUGCACUUGAGAGUAGACCACUAAAUGAAUCAGAAACUGAGGUGACCGUGUCCUAUACACAAGAAAAGGAAGCCCCGAUGGUCGAAACUGUGCUUCUAUCGCUAUUGGAGAAGUUCUUCUCGGUUCUAUUAAAGUUGCCGGAUGUGGAUCAGAGGUUAACAAAAGUUGUCUCUAUCCUCACAAGAAACCAGCCAUCUUGUCCUCAGCUUUACCUUUAUAGUACAGCUGAUAAAGUAGUUCCAUAUAAGUCAAUUGAGUUGUUCAUUGAAGAGCAAAGGAGGUUGGGAAAAAAAGUAUACUCUUUUAACUUUGGUUCAUCUCCCCAUGUGGACCAUUAUAGGACUUUCCCAGACAUAUACACAUCAACGCUUCAAAAGUUUUUGAGAGAGUGUUUUGCUACUAUAGUGAAUAAAUAAUCCUGCAAAAUUAAAAGUAAUUUGUACUGAAUCUUCGUUUGAUACUAAUACCAUUUUGGCAAUGGUAACUCAGCAAAAGGGCAUGUUAACACAUACCCAAUUCAUAUACCUUAGUGCAAAGAAGGUCUACAAAGCUUAUUUUUGGCUUCAGAACUUGAAACUUGUAUUACUUGCUCAUAAUCAACUGGCAUAUUGCCAUGGUUUAGCUGAUUGUAAUAAACUCUGCAAGAAAGAUCUCAGAUUUGC